AUGGUACUUACGGAUUAUUUUAUACCUUCAACUAGUUUCACUGUUGUUAAUGUGACAGGAAUGCAUGAUAACUUACUGAACAAUACAGUAACAAACCAGUUAUUUACUCCACAAGAAAUGGUUUUUGGGGAUUUUUUAGUCAUUAUCGGGGGCGUUGCUUAUGCUGCAUCAAAUGUUCUACAACAAUAUUUGAUUUUAAAAUAUGGUAUUACUGAAUUUCUUUGUUGUGUUGGUUUAGUAGCAUCUGUUACAACAUUGGUUUACACUAUUAUUUUUGAGCAACAAGCUGUCAGUAUAGUAUUCCUAAGUGUCGGCAAGGCAAAUUUAGGUGAAGUUAUUGGUUGUUUCGUUGGCUAUGCACUGUCAAUGUUUCUACUUUAUUCACUGAUGCCUUUUGUGCUAGCACGCUCAUCUGCUGUUCUAGUUAACUUAUCUCUACUCACAGCAGAUAUUUAUGCUGUGCUAAUGGGCGUUUACAUAUUCCAUUACGGUUUCCAUUAUUUAUACAUCCUAUGUUUCUUGGCUAUUUUGUUUGGUGUGUGUUUGUUCAAUGUACGUUUACCAGUUAUUGUCGAUAUUAAUAAAAGGCAGACAUCAAGUUUCUGUCAGUCGAUUCUACGUAGGCGACGAAGGCUGGAGUCUAAUAAACAACAUUUCGACCGUCAACAGAUUGGAUAA
This is a messenger RNA of Heterobilharzia americana, 678 nucleotides long. The record is from the annotation of a GenBank genome assembly. Lineage: Eukaryota; Metazoa; Platyhelminthes; Trematoda; Strigeidida; Schistosomatidae.